GCCGCGGCGCGCAGCUGCACCCGGCCAGCGGCUGCGGUCGGGGCCAGGCGGGGCGGGGCGGGGUCCCGGGCGGCCCUGCGCCAUGAAGCUGACUCGGAAGAUGGUCCUGUCCCGGGCCAAGGCCUCGGAGCUGCACAGCGUCCGGAAGCUCAACUGCUGGGGCAGCCGCCUCACAGACGUAAGUAUUAUGCGGAACAUCUCCAAAUGCUCUCUGGUCCCAAAAGUGGAAUCCUGUCCCCCAAGAGGACCGUUAAAUUUGCUGAACUGCAUGCACUCAGUUCAACCCCAAAUCUGCGUCAACAGCGUCUCCUCCCUGGAGCCCGUGAGCCAGUGCCAGCAGCUGAGCGAGCUCUACCUGCGGAAGAACCGCAUCCCCAGCCUGGCGGAGCUCUUCUACCUGAAGGGCCUGCCGCGCCUGCGCGUGCUGUGGCUGGCGGAGAACCCGUGCUGCGGCACCGACCCCCACCGCUACCGCAUGACCGUCCUGCGCAACCUGCCACACCUGCAGAAGCUGGACAACCAGACCGUGACCGAGGAGGAGCUGUCCCGCGCGUUGAUGGAGGGAGAGGAGGUCACGGCCCCCGGCGGAGAGGGCACGGGGAGCGGCCGGCCCGAGAUGUCCUACGCCCUGAGCGCCGCGGACGCCGCUGCUGACACCCAGCAGGACACGCUGAGCUAUGGCGAGGAGACGAGCGUCCAGGGCCAGCUCGGCCUCAAGUCCCCUUCCCGGGACCGCUUCCCUUCCUUCUCGCACAGGGAAGCCGUGAGCAGUCGCAAGAACAGGAACAACGUGCUGACCGCCAUCCUGCUGCUGCUGCGGGAGCUGGACGCCGAGGGGCUGGAGGCCGUGCACCAGACUGUGGUCAGCCGGCUCCAGGCCUUGCAGAAGCAGGAGCAGCAAGAGGACGUGGAGUGACCCUCAGCGCGACCCCGAGCUGCCAGGCCUUCCUCCCGCAACCCCGUGCCCCAGCCCCUGGGAGGUGCGGGGUCACCAAUACAGCCAUGGCCUCCGCCGGACCCCGCUGAGUCCCAGCCUAUGGUCUGUGUCCCAAGAGGCUCAGGACUGCCCGGGAAGGCCACGCCCUCGGUGUGGACGGUGUGGAUGGUGCCCUGGCGGAGCAGGAGGGGCAGCAGGCCCCGUGCUGGGUGCCCUCCCCUGAGGGGCGCAGGUGCACGCCAGCCUGCACAGGGGGCCCACCUGGGCUUGGCGCUUCCCGCCGUGGCAGCGCCACCACUGUCCCUAAUAAAUGUCUUCCCAGAGUCUGACCCG
Nyctereutes procyonoides (raccoon dog) is the source of this 1270-nucleotide messenger RNA. It is a transcript of the gene CFAP410, whose product is annotated as cilia and flagella associated protein 410. The transcript is spliced from 6 exons. NCBI's taxonomy places the organism in Eukaryota, Metazoa, Chordata, Mammalia, Carnivora, Canidae. Bases 83 to 916 code for a protein of 277 amino acids. Gene Ontology annotation, molecular function: protein binding. The record is from RefSeq and is a predicted model, not a curated record. Gene Ontology annotation, biological process: cytoskeleton organization.